AUGAGUUCAAUUGAUGAAGAAUCAAUUGAAAGUUUAUAUUCGAAAUUAUGUCUUGAUUUAAAUAUGGAUAUGGAAACAAAAUUAGAUGCAUGGCGUUCCUAUGAACAUAUUCGUAAACAUUAUGUAUUAGAAGGUGAUCAAUUACAUUGGUUAGCUAUAUCAUUAUAUGUAUCAUGUCGUCGAUCAAAAUCUUUAACAACAAAUGAUAAUAAUAAUCCAAUAUCAAUAUCACGUUUAUUAAAAAGUGCUAAUAAUUUAGAAUUAAUUGUUUUUUUUGAUAAAUUACAUAAAUGGCAAGAUAUGGCUAAUUUACCUGAUCAAAUUCGUUCAAAAAUCGAUCAAGUUGAACAUGCAUUUAAUAUAUCAUCAAUAUUAUUUGAAAAAUAUACAAAAAUCUUUAUUGAAAUAUUUGGUGGAAAUCAAUAUAAAUUAAUUAAUUCCGAUUAUCAAUUAAAACGAACAUCAUAUCAAAUAAAUCCUAAAUUAAAUACAAAAACAAAAAUAAAUAAAUGUUCUCAUCAAGAUUUAUAUUCUCUUAUAUGGACAAUAUAUGCAUUAACAAAAACAAUUUAUCCAUCAACUAUAAAUGAUCUUAUUGCUUCAUAUCAUUUACUUAUUUCUUCUUUUUAUUUUAUUUAUCAUUAUGCUAAAUUAGCUAAUUUAGAUUAUUUACUUAAAGGUACUUGUUUAAAUAUAUUAUGUUCAAAUGAUGGAAAUAUAUUAGAAAAUCUAUGUGAAAUGUAUAAUUGUUCAUCUGAUAUAUGUCAAACAAUAAUUGAACAACAUUUUAAAAAUGAUUUAUUAAAACGUCUUAAUAAAAAAGAUGAUUUUUUAAAUGAAUUAAAUUAUAUUGAUACAAUACGUGAUAUAAAUCGUCAAUAUGAUGAAUUUGUUUUAACUAAUUGUAUUAUUGAUGAAAGAAUUUUUUUAGAAAAUAAUUUAAAAUUAAAUGAUUUAUUAAAUUGUUUAAAUGAAAAUCGGUAUUCAAAAUCUUAUCAAAAUCGAACACCAUUAACAGCAAAUAAACAUUUUACAUCAAAUGAUAAUCAAUCAAUAUCAUUUAAUCAAUAUUUAACACCUAUAUCACAAGCUAAUCAAUUAAUUCAAUUAUUAUAUUCAAUUGUUCAACAACAAUCAAACAAACCAAAUACUAAUCUUAUUUCAAUUAUUGGUCAACAAACAUUUCUAGUUAAUAUAAUAAAAAGUUUAGAUGAUUUGGUUGAACGUUUAAAUGAAUGUGAAUAUAUAUUUAAAAGUACAUAUGAUAUUAUUGAAAAUGUUAAUGUUAAUAAAGAAGAACAUCCAUCUCAAUCAUGUCAAUCACGUUUUGAUUUAUCAUUAAAAUUAUUUUAUAAUUCUAUUGAAAAUAUUUUAACUAUUGAAAAACAACGAUUAUCAAAUAAAAUUGAUUUACAACAAAUUCAACAAUCAUUUCAUAAAUUAAUAUUAAAUAAUGAAUUUAUUCGAUCUGUUCUUGGUUUAUGUAUAUUAUUAGUAUUAUAUGCACAUUCUGAUAAAUAUCAUGAUUUAAAUUGGAUAUUAAAUAUAUUUAAUUUAGAUGGAUAUUCAUUUAUUAAAAUAAUACAAAUUUAUUUAAAAACUUCUAAACAAAUAAGGAAAUCAAGAUCAUUUAUUAAAUAUUUAUCAUCAAUUGAAGAAAUAAUAUUAUCAUCAAUGGCUUUUUCAAAUAAAUCAUCUUUAUGGAAUGAUAUUAAAUCAAAAGGUAUUUUAUCAUAUAAACAAAUAUCAUCAAUUAAAUCAAAUAUUAAUAAUACAUUAUCACCAUCAAAUAAUUUAACUCCAUUAUUUAUUCAAUCACCUAAUCAAACAAAUGUAUCAAGAAAAUUAUUUCAAUCAAAUACUACAACAAAUCAAACAACUAAUAAUUUAUCAAUAAAUCGAAGUAAAUCGGAUUCGUUAGUUGAAAAAAGUGGUGAAAUAAAUGUUAAAUUAAGUCCAUAUAUAAUGUUUUAUCGUAAACUAUAUGAAUAUGUAUUAUCUCGUCUUGAUGUAAUAUGUUAUCGUUUAUAUGGAUCUCAAUCAAAUAAAUUUGAAAAAUUAGUUUGGAAUUUAUUUAUUUAUUUAUUUGAAAAUUAUACUGAUUUAUUAUUUCGUUCACGAGAAAUCGAUCAAAUAUUAUUAUCAUCUAUUUAUUAUCUUGCUAAUUCAAAUUUAUUUCGAAAUCAAUUUGAUAAACAAGAAUUAACAUGGUUUUAUUUAAUACAAGCAUAUAAAUCAUUACCUAAUUCGAAAUUAAAAACAGUUCGAAGUGUUUUUAUUCGUUCAAUUAAUAAAAAUGAUUUUAUUCAAUAUGAAGAUAAUAUUGAUAAAAAUCCAUGUUUAACACCAUCAAAACCAGCUGGAACAAUUCAUUUAAUUGAUGGAAAUAUAAUUGGUGAUAUAACUAGUUUUUAUAAAGAAAUUUAUCUUAAUAUUGAAAAUCUUGAAAUAAAUAUUGAAAAUUAUUUUAAAACAAAUCAAUUAAUUGAUCUUCCAUAUAGAAAUAAAACAUUUGAAAAUGUUGAAAGAGGACAUUUUAAUAUAAAUAUAUAUGAUAAUAUAUUUAUUAAUUAUUCAUCAAAUAAAAUUCAAUCAAAUUUAUAUUCUUAUUCAAAUAAUCAAUCUCAUUAUUUAACAACAGAUAUUAGAACAAAUCAAACAUCAAAUGUUUUAUCAUCAUCAAUUCAAGCAGGUGCAAAUAAUACAGUAAGAACAACUCGAACUCGAACAGAAGAUGGAAAAUUUUUAACAACAAUAUCAACAAUAUCAAAUAUAAAUAAUUCAAAUGAACUUCAAGAUAAUAUUCUUAUUAAUAGAUGUGAAAAAAAUCUUUUUUUUGGACAUCAAACAAAUAAUUCAAUCAAACGAUCACUUUCAGAUGAUUCAAAUUCAAAUUGUUUAACUAGUUUAACAAAAAAAGUUUUACAAAUUGAAAAAGAUCGACAAAAAACUGAACAAAUUUAA
Molecule: messenger RNA, 2964 nt
Organism: Rotaria sp. Silwood1
Lineage: Eukaryota; Metazoa; Rotifera; Eurotatoria; Philodinida; Philodinidae
Source: the annotation of a GenBank genome assembly